Asterias rubens (European starfish) is the source of this 4737-nucleotide messenger RNA. RefSeq names its product nephrin-like. Lineage: Eukaryota; Metazoa; Echinodermata; Asteroidea; Forcipulatida; Asteriidae. The record is from RefSeq and is a predicted model, not a curated record. The coding region runs from base 235 to 4038 and encodes 1267 amino acids. Gene Ontology annotation, molecular function: protein binding. The transcript has 23 exons.
UCCACAUCCGGCCCCGCCGUACAUUGUGCUCAUCCAUCCCCCUGCGCCACGGUUUUUGCGUCGAACCCCCCUACUUUUACCACCUUCGGCCCGGUUGUCAUCAUCACGACUGCUAAAAGUUCAUCAAUUUGGAGGAAACUUUGACUGAACUACACCCUUCUGGUCAUGUGCAACUGGUGAUCAGAUUUAUCUUGAUGAGCGAGUUCUAAUAGCUUUGCAGUGAAAGCUAUAACAAUGGUUUCCAUAGCAAUGCAUCCAGCAGCACAUUCUUGUGUUUUACUCUUGUCGCUUCCAAUUAUCCUGUCUUUCAUUAGCGUAGUUUCUGGUCAGGCCAGUUUUUCCCAACAACCUGUAGAUAGUACAGUAGUAGAAGGAGGAGAGGUGAUUCUGUACUGUGCAGUGGAUAACCUAGAGGUUACACCAGGGAUUCUAUGGACCAAGGGAAGCAGUAAUGUACCAUUGGGACUGUCUAGAGAUAUGCCAGGCUACCCUAGGUAUAAUAUCGUAGGUAAUGCAACCAGUGAAGCUAAUCUUCGCAUUGAGAAUGCACAACUAGAAGAUGAUGAUGUCUACAGGUGUCAAGUACCUGGUCUUAGAUCGGAAGAAGCUACACUAACAGUGCAAGUACCUCCAGAUCCACCCUCAAUUGAUAACUACGAGAAUGGCACCCUCAUCACCAUCGAUCCACCCUCAACAAUCACUCUGACCUGCCGUGCCAACAACGCCCGACCCCAAGCAACCAUAACCUGGCUCAAGAACGACGGCCCAGUCCUGUACAUCAUGCCGGUCACUGCAGUAGAAGCCUCUGGGGAUCCAUUAGGGAAGAAGCAGAACUUAGUCAGCACGUUGACGUUGAACCCAGAGAAGGAAGACAAUGGAGUAGAAUAUAAGUGCGUAGUAGAGCAUCCUGCUUUGGUCAUGCCGCACUUUGUAAAUGUAGUUCUCAACGUUAGAUUUCCCCCUGGUCCCCCGCUGAUCACUGGAUACCAGCAGGGUCUCGCUGUUCGGCAGGGAGAUAUGGUUACUUUGGACUGUGCUUCCAGAGGAGGAAACCCACUGGCUGAGGUGUAUUGGUGGAAGAAUGGUGUUCAGAUGGAUCAUUCGUACAUCACUGAUGGUGCAGGGGCUAGAAACACUCUUCCUAUAACAGUUGGUUAUAGUGAUAACAAAGCUGUGUAUAGAUGUCAAGUAAGCAGUCGGGUUUUACCUCAACCUCUGACGGCUCAAGUACAGUUCACUGUUUUCUUUCCCCCAGCCUAUGUUAACAUCACGGGUCAUGAGCAGAUGGUCAACACUGGAGCCACAUUGACACUCCAUUGCAAAUCAGCAAACAGUAACCCAAGUGCUUCUAUCUCAUGGUAUACCGGCGGUCAGCAAGUCAGCACAUCACCAGACGUUGUUGUAGCAGCUCCAAACGGAGGUUUCAUCACGUCACAGAAUCUGACUGUCACUAUGACUGCGCAGAUGAAUAGCGUGGACUAUAUGUGUCAGGCCACCAAUCUUGAACUCUAUGAAUAUGCUAAUGCUGUAGCUACUGUUAGCGUCAUGUAUCCUCCACAGAUACCCGUAAUCUCCGGCUACGAGGAAGGUCGCGAGGUCAAAGCCGGUAACCUUUUAAGACUUACCUGCAUCGCUGUAGGUGGUAACCCUCUAGCUACCCUCACCUGGCAAAAGAAUGGAGUAGAUCUGGAGGGUAGCUAUGGAACCAGUGGACAACUCGCUACCAACGAGCUACCUCUUAUACUGGAGCAGACUGAUAAUAAAGCUAACUAUAGUUGUAGAGCGUCGAAUGAAGCUACACCGGAACCACUGGUUGCUCAAGUCUCACUGGAUGUCCUCUUUCCCCCAGAGAGAGUUUUCGUGACGGCUGAACCAGCAGAGUGCCGUGAUGGAGACAGAGUUGUAGUGAAAUGCAAGACUGCGAGUAGCAACCCGGCUAGUGAGCUCUCAUGGUGGAAGGAUGGAGUACCUGUUGAUGGUGGAGCAGCAGUUACUGAAUCCUCAGACAACAGCGGCUACUCAACAAGCAGUGAGCUGGUAGUAGAGAAAGUCUUAUCAUCAGAUAAUGGCCAAGUGUUUCUCUGCCGCGCUAAGAAUGAGCUGAUUGUAGAAGCAGUUAACGAUGGGUUGAUCAUGAACGUCAGAUUUAAGCCCCAAAUCAGCGUCGCAGACAAGAUGACAAUCAACACCAAGGAAGGCCCAGGCCUCAAGAUCCUAAACUGUACCUCUAAGGGAAACCCUGAAGAGCUGACGUACGUCUGGCAUCAGAAUGACGUCCCGAUUGUCUUGGAUGGGAAUACACGCUUCACGUUGAAUGACGCUGGCUCGUUGUUUGUCCAUAAUGCGUCAAGGACGGAGGUUGGGAAUUAUAUGUGUCUCGUUAGUAAUGACGAAGGGAACAGUAACAUCACGGCCAUACUCGAUGUACAAUAUUCACCGAUCAUUUCAACCGGAGACCAGAUCGUAAUCAACCGUCACUCAAUCAGUGAGUUAGUGUGUGAGGCCGAUGCUAACCCUAAACCAGAUAGCUUCAUUACAUGGACUCGUGAUGGAUUUGAUCUCAGCGCUCAUCAGAUGGAAUACUCCGAGGGUAAAGCUCUGCUCAGAAUCUUGAAUGUGUCUAAGGCGGACGGUGGACUGUAUACGUGUUCUGCUGAUAAUGGAAUAGCGCCGGCGUUUACUAAGAACAUACAGGUUGUUGUACAGUUUGUUCCUGAGAUAGAUCGGACCGUUGCCAACAAGGUAGCACAGAGCAUCGGUCAGACGGCCGUACUACGCUGUCGAGCUGAAGGAGCACCAGUCGUCAGAUUCAAGUGGUUCCAGGGAGCAGCUCAGGUGAAUUUAACAAGUGACCACUACACCUUUGACACUCGGCAAGAUCUGACCUACUCCAACCGAUAUGAGAGUCGCUUAUACAUCGGACCUGUUAAUGAACUCUUUGAUUAUGGGACAUACGUCUGCAAAGCUUACAAUAACCUCGGCGAGACUACUUUUUCUGUCCAGCUGGAAAAAACAAGUGAGCCAGAAGCACCGUUCGGUCUCAGAGUUGAGAAAAUCACCCAUGAUUCAGUCAGACUAAGCUGGAAGGCAGGUUUUGACGGCGGUCGGCCCCAAACAUUCCAAGUUCGUUUCAAUCAGAAGGGAAACCAACAGUACCAGUAUGUAGAUGUCAUCCCAACUGAAGAAACGACGUACACUGUGACCAACCUCAACCCUAGCACUGAUUAUGAGUUCACUGUACGUGGGAGAAACGAUCUCGGCACCGGAGCUUACUUCCUUGGGAUUGUAUCGGCAUCAACCGAAGUCGCACCAUCUCAACCAGUUGUCCCAAGUCCAUCAGGUAUCCUAGUGGGGAAUAUCCCUCUUUACCUCUUCCUCUUGGUCACCUUCUUGAGUCUCCUCAGCUGUGUCUUCCUCAAUCUCUUCCUCAUCUGUUGCCUCGUCAAGAGACGGACAUCCAAGAAAAAGAACCUAGCCAAGAAAUCUGACAUCAAGCUGAAGGAGAUAGAAACCGUGCAUUCAGACGAAGGUAGUGCGACCGUCACAGAAACACUCGACUCCAUGUCUCAUCGAGACCAAUCAGAAUACUCCAAAGAUCCUUACUCCGAUGAUGAACGUAGCUAUGACGAUCAUCGCUAUGGCAACCAGCAGUAUGACGACUACAGCUAUCAGACCUACAGUGAUCAGUACGAUGACGAUCGGCAGCCGAUCGCGACGUCCCGUAGGGAACCGGGAUCCAGUUACCAUAAUGCCGGGUACCGACCACCAUCAUACGCACCGAGCUGGGACAGUUUUGCUCAAACACCAAGCAUCUUGACAGAUCAGAUCAGUGAGGACCAAGAGGAACGUAACUAUGCCGACAAGCUACGACGUAAACAAGCUCAGCUAACUACAGGUCCAUCCUCAGCUAAGCAGUUUGACUACACCUCAUCUGUCACUCCGAGUCCAGUACCAAGCAGCCUUGGUAACUUUGUCCAGUUGACUAAGGCUCGACCUACUGCUAGCCAGGCUGGUAGUGAAGAAGGGUUCCUAGUGUAAAUCCAAGUCCAGGGCCUUCUUUCAACAGAGCUGCUUAAGAAAACAGGUUUCUUGUAAUGAUAAACAGGUUUCUGCUAAGCAGAAAACAUUGCUUAACAGUUUUCUGCUUAGAAGGAUUUAGUUUUUGCACGGUGGGAGUAUAAUAAGGUGAGGUUUGCGGUAACACCACGUGUAUAUCUCUCUUUUGAGUAUUGUUGGUUCUGAAAAGAACUGGUGCUUGACAACUCAACUUUUUUAUCAGUAUGCUAUGAUCGUCUUCAGGAGAUUUCUGAUAAGCAAAAUUAAACAGGAUACCAGUCAGAGGGGGUACAUUUGAGAUGGUAUUUGAGCUUGUAACAUUAUUCUGGUAAGCAGAAAUGUUUUGUGCUAUAACAGAAUGACUAAGUUUUUAAUAACGUUUCUCAGUCUCUGAAGAUAACUUUCAGUAUGUGAAUUAAUGUAAAAUAACUUCCUAAAGAGGGAUGUGUCAUAAUAAUCAAAGCAAACCUUUGGCUGGACGUCAUGGAGUUGUGAACUCUCUAUGUGAAUUAAUGUAAAAUAACUUCCUAAAGAGGGAUGUGUCAUAAUAAUCAAAGCAAACCUUUGGCUGUACGUCAUGGAGUUGUGAACUCUCAUUAAGUUACUGCGGACACACAAGGGCUCUUCAUAGGUAUUGUAUGGAGAGUGCGUACCCUUGCAGUAACUUGAUUAGAGUUCAUA